AUCUGAACAACAUGGUGACAGAAAUGUCGAAAAGGGACAAAGCACCGGAAAAAGAAACACCUACGACUUCACGUAAGUGGCCGGUUAUUCAAGGGUGGGUAGUAGCGAAGUAGUUGUAGUUCGCUACUGUAACGAACUACAAUUUUCAAGUAGCCAGUAGUUUUUGACUACUUUUUUAAAACAGUAGUUGUAGUUAUAGUGAACUACAUUUUGCCUAAAAGUAGCCAAGUAGUUGACUACUUUUCAAACAGCGAAUCGCUAUUCGCUACUUUUUAAAAUUGUUAGCAACUUGAUAGAAUAGCAUGAUAUUGAGACACGGUUUGCUUAAAAUCAUUACUCAAUUGCACUCCUGAACACUGUAGUGCUUACAAAUAUGUUGCUUUGUGUUUACUGUUGCGACUCGUAAGUCGAUUUGUUAUAGAUUACAUUACUGCCUGAGUUAGUAGAUGCUCCAAAUACAGUAAAACUAAAAAAUAUAGUGUAGCGAAAUAGCGAAAUAGUUCGCUACAAUUUUUAAGCAGUAGCUGUAGUCAGUAGCGAACUACCUUUGUUCAAAAGUAGCAGUAGUUGUAGCUGACUACAUAUUUUUGAAGUAGCUGUAGUUAUAGCGAACUACAAAAAUUUUGUAGUCAACCCACCCUUGCGGUUAUUACAGACUUUUAGAAUUAAUAGGGAGUAGAGGUGUACAAAUCCGAUCCGAAUCCGAUCCGAUCGGAUUCGUUCGGAUUUCGGAACAAAAAUAUACAUUUCGGAUCGGAUCGGUUUGAUAAAGUUGUUUCGUAGUCGGAUCGGAUCGGACUUCGAUAUUCGAAAUAAAAUGAAUUAAUUAUCCACAAGACUUUUCUUGGCAUGAUUUUCAUUCGAUUUCGGCGUGUCAUAUUUUCUUUCAUAUGACAAAGGAAUAGUUAAGCAUUCUAUAGUUAUAAAACAACAAGCCCAACUACUUUUUAUUGCUUUAUAGUGUAAAAUGUUUCUUUGCCUGACGUUUGUCGUUUGUCGUUUAACGCGAAGCUUAAGCUUUCUAUUGACGUUUACGGCAAACGUCAAACCGCUAACGAAGUGUUUGAUAUUUCAACUCUAUUAUAAUAGCUUUUACACCAGUUUUGAAAUAUAUUAAACAAUUAUUAAACUUGUGCUCUUUAGCAAUGAUUUGAGAAAGCAAAUUAACCAUGCACUAGUCAAGUAUUCACCAAAGCAGUAAAUUAAGAUCUGGCGUUUGAAGUUUACGUUUCGCGUACAAAUUUCAUACUUGAACUGCUACGAGGGCUUGUAGUCGUUAAAGCAUGAAAUUUAUACGCCAAACGCAGACUUCAAACGCUAAAUCUUAAUUUACUGCUUUGGUGAAUACAUGACUGUGGUUAAUCUGUUUUCUUGAAUCAUUUUUAAGUACCACAAGUUUAAUCAUUGUUUAAUAUAUUUCAAAACUGGUGUAAAAGCUGUUAUAAUAGAGUUGUAAAAUCAAAAACGUCGUUAGCGGUUUGACGUUUGCCGUAGACGUCAAUCUGAAGGUCUCUAUUAUUUAUGGCGGGGGGGGGGGUGGCACCGAAGAGAAUUUUUUUUCUUGGUAAAACUUUUGCAGAUCCAACGGAACCAUUAAAAAUUCAAAAAGAAUUUUUACCCAUGCCACCUGAAAUAAAUACCCACCCUGGCCAAAGAUUUACAAAAGGAUACCAUUCAGUUGUCACACAUGUCCUUUACCACUUCUGUGACGCGAGUUUGAUAACUGCUUGUGCAAUUUUCUGCAGUCUAAAGUUUCAUGUUGUCUGCACAUGUACUUUCUUUGAAGACACCAUUUGUCUCCUGACAAAUCGGAAAAUGAUCAAGAUAGUGACUCUGAUUGAUUUGCAUAUUGUAUUGACAUAUGACUGUUGACAUUGCUUUUUAAUCUUAAAUAUUUGAGCAAGUCAUGCUCUGGAAAUGACAGUAAAUUUUUGUUACCCAACCCUUGAGUUGUUUUGUUUUUUAUUUAUCCAACCUUUUUCUCAUUAGAAAUUUUGUUUACCCAACCCUUUUCUCUUCAGCUCCACCCCGCGCCAUAAAUAAUUACCGUUCCCUAAGAAAUAGUGAUUUAAAUGGCCUGAUUACUCUCUAUACACACGUAAAACGUACAGUAAGUUGUUACAGGUCUGCAAACAAGUUGUUACAAAUCUGUUCACAAGCUGUCGACAAGUUGUGUUCGCACUGCUUGUUCCCAGUUGUUGUAACAAGUUUGGAACAAGCUUUGCAACAAGCUUGAUGGCAUCAUCAGACUUGUAGCAAAGUUGUUCUAACAAGUCUAAUACAGUGAUGAUAUUACAAGAAUGUUACAAGGUUGUUCUAACAAGUCUGAUACAAUCAUGAUAUAACAAGAAUGUUACAAGGUUGAUGACACAAGGUUGUAACACUAUUGUUAUAUCACGACUGUAUCGGACUUGUUGAAACAACCUUACAGCUUUGUUGGGUAGAUAACAUCAACAAGGUUGUUACAAGUUGUUAACAGCUUGUUCUAAACUUGUUGACAACUUGGGACAAGCAUUGCGAACACAACUUGUUGACGGCUUGUUGGCAGACUUACUACAAAAUGUGAGAUUUUUGCGUGUGUACACCCGUAAAAUCUCACAACUUGUCAACAAGAUGUGUUCGCAACAGGCUUGUAUGUAGCAAGCUUGUCAACAAAUUGUAAUAAUGUUGUUAUUUUAUCAAGUCGCUACGAGGUUGUCACUCACAACUUGUUGAAUUGCUGGACGAUAGCAUGUUGUUAGAACAACUUGUAACAAUUCAACCUUGUAGCAAAUUGUCAACAAACCCCGUUGACGACUUGUCAACAAACUGGGAACAAGCAGUGCGAACACAUCCUUUUGACAAGUUGUUAGAACAGCAUUGCUACAAGUCUGCUACAGCUUUGUUACAACUUGUGCGUUUCUAGGCGUGUGUAGUUUUUACUGUGAAGACCUCACCAGAUUUAUUAUUUUAUUUGAUUGGUUCAUAGGUGCCCGUAUCUGUGCUGAAGUCUGUCAGCACCGCUGUCUCCCUUCGUGUGAAUGGUCUUGCUGUAUAAAAGAGAAUAUUGAGGAAUAUAGACAAGCCCAUCUCGUCAAGCCACUUGUACCACAUCCAAGCAUUCAAAGAAAAUCAGAUCUCGCGAAAGUAGGUGUCGUAAAGGAUCCGGCAACCGUCGGAAAGGUUCGGUCAAGUGUCGGAAAGAGUCGUCAGAAUAUCGAGGAACCGUUGAAGGAUGGGAAGGAUUGUCAUCCCAGUUGUAAACGAUAUUGCGUGCCCUCUUGUCGUUUUGCUUGCUGUCAGGCUGUGCAGAUUAAAGGCGUGGUACUGUUGUAACGUUUUGUAGUUGUGACAGUUUGGCUAACAAUGAACUUGGUGCAGAUACACACGUAAAAAUCUCACAUCUUGUAGCAAGUCAGCCAACAAGCCGUCAACAAGUUGUGUUCGCACUGCUUGUCCCAAGUUGUCAACAAGUUUGGACCAAGCUGUUAACAACUCGUAACAACCAGAUGAUCUUGAUACGCGGAAAAGUACUGGCA
Messenger RNA from Paramuricea clavata, 3518 nucleotides. The record is from the annotation of a GenBank genome assembly. Lineage: Eukaryota; Metazoa; Cnidaria; Anthozoa; Malacalcyonacea; Plexauridae.